AUGGAUGUAGAAACGGAGCGUUUCGUUAAAAGCUGUAAGGAGUGUACCUUGGUUUCGUCUUUCGUGGCCCCUGAACCGUUGGUGAGGACACAGAUACCGAAUAGACCUUGGGUUGACAUUGCGGUGGACUUUAUGGGUCCGCUGCCAUCUGGCCAUAAUCUUUUGGUUAUUAUCGAUUACUUCAGCAGAUUCGUCGAGGUUGUCAUAAUGAAGGAGAUAUCAGCCAGGAAUACGAUUCAAGCUCUGCACGAAACAUUCUGCAGAUACGGCAUUCCGCAAUCUAUUAAGACAGAUAAUGGCCCACAAUUUAUAAGUGAGUCACUCCAAAGCUUCUGUACUGAAUUCGGGAUCGAGUUACGUAAAACUACUCCAUAUUGGCCUCAGGCCAACGGAGAGGUCGAGCGAGCAAAUAGAUCUCUGAAGAAAAGACUACAGAUUAGCCAAGAAUCAACUACAGUUGAUUGGAAGUGGGAUCUACGCAUAUAUCUGCUUAUGUACAAUUCUACUCCACACUCUACCACGGGAGUAGCACCUUCAGCACUGAUGUUCGGUAGAGUGCUUCGGGAUAAACUCCCAGCGUUCCCAGUAGAAGUAGCCAGAAAGUCUAUCGAAGAAAUACAGGAUACAGACCGAGAGAAGAAGCAGAAAGGUGCGGAGUAUGCCGACAGAAUACGUAAUGCCACACCUAAUUUACUGAAGGAAGGAGAUACUGUUGUUGCGAAAAGGAUGACGAGGGACAACAAGCUGUCAACGAAUUUCAGUCCGGAAGAAAUGGAGGGUAUAAUAUAA
Molecule: messenger RNA, 789 nt
Organism: Armigeres subalbatus
Lineage: Eukaryota; Metazoa; Arthropoda; Insecta; Diptera; Culicidae
Exons: 1
Coding region: 1-789 (262 amino acids)
Biological process (GO): DNA integration
Molecular function (GO): nucleic acid binding
Source: RefSeq, a predicted model, not a curated record